AUGGCGUGGAAAAAUUUUCGAUGGGGUAGAAUUCGACACGGUAAUCUUGGCCACCCGGAAAGUAGUGAAAUAACACCCGAAGAGAAAUAUUUUGUACAAAAAUUGGAUCAUUUUGACCCAACGAACACUAAAACAUGGAAUCAGCGUUAUUUUGUCAACGAUUCAUUUUAUCAACCGAAUGGUCCUUUUUUUCUUAUGAUUGGUGGGGAAGGUGAAGCUUCACCAAAGUGGAUGGUGAAUGGAACGUGGUUGGAUUAUGCUAAAAAAUAUAAUGCUUAUUGUGUUAUGGUAGAACAUAGAUUUUAUGGGAAAAGUCAUCCAACAGAGGAUCUUGGAGUUAAAAAUUUAAAAUAUUUAAGUAGCGAACAAGCACUGGGAGAUCUUGCAUACUUUAUAAGUUCUCUCAAUAAUAAACUUAAUAUUUUUCCACCUCCAAAAUGGAUUGUCAUGGGGGGAUCUUAUCCAGGUUCUUUAGCCGCUUGGAUGAGAUUAAAAUAUCCUCAUUUAGUUCUCGGAGCCGUUUCUACCAGUGGUCCUCUUCUUGCUUUAAUCAAUUUUGAAGAAUAUUUUGAUGUGGUUAAAGAUUCUUUAAGUAGUUAUAAUCCAGAAUGUGUCACAGCCAUAGAGGCUGGAACAAAACAGAUAAUGUCAUUAUUGAUACAUCCUUUAGGACAACGAUCACUAUUUAAAAUGUUUAAACUAUGUGAUCCGCUGGAAUUAAACAAUGAAGAUGAUAAUUCAAAUUUAUUCGAAAGUUUAGCUGGAAAUUUUGCCGGAGUUGUUCAAUAUAACAAAGACAAUCGUCACGAUCAAAAUUCAGGUGGAUCAGAUUUAACAAUCGAUUAUUUAUGCGACAUAAUGUUAAAUCAAUCAUUGGGAAAAGAAAUCAAUAGACUUGCAGUCGUCAACGAAGUUGUUUUGAAUAAAACAACCAAAGAAAAAUGUCUGGAUUAUAAAUAUGAUAAAAUGAUUAAACAAAUGCAAUUGACAGACUGGAAAAGUGAAGUCGCAGAGGGUGGAAGACAAUGGACUUAUCAAACGUGUACAGAAUUUGGAUUUUUUCAAACUUCUUCUUUAAACACGACAAAACAAAUGUUUGGAAAUAAAUUUCCACCUGAAUUUUUUUUGAAACAGUGCACCGACAUAUUCGGUAUAAAAUACAAUGCGAAUUUAACGGAAGAAGGAAUUAUUAGAACGAAUAUGAUUUACGGAGGAUUAAAUUUAGUGGCUGAUAAUAUUGUUUUCGUUCACGGGUCCAUAGAUCCUUGGCAUGCUUUGGGUAUCACAAAAACAUUAAGACCCGGAGCUCCGGCUAUUUACAUUCAAGGCACGGCUCAUUGUGCCAACAUGUAUCCAAGUUCGGAAAAAGAUCCUCCUCAGUUAGUUGAUGCAAGAAAACAAAUAGAACAAUUAAUUGGCGAAUGGCUGAAAGAAUAA
Molecule: messenger RNA, 1437 nt
Organism: Pediculus humanus corporis (human body louse)
Lineage: Eukaryota; Metazoa; Arthropoda; Insecta; Psocodea; Pediculidae
Exons: 5
Coding region: 1-1437 (478 amino acids)
Biological process (GO): proteolysis
Molecular function (GO): dipeptidyl-peptidase activity; serine-type exopeptidase activity
Source: RefSeq, a predicted model, not a curated record